GACCUGGUGGGAUGGACCAUAGCCAGUUCAGUAAAACAGACCUAUGACAGUCUUGAAUCUAAUUUAUUUUGAAGAAAUACGCAAUGUCUAAUGGACUGCAGUUGACUGAAAAUUGCUAUUUAACCAUGGGAAAGUAUUUCUUCUCCCUGCUUUAAUGUCAGUACAAGGUGACCUGUCCUAAGCUCUGGCACAUUCUGCAUGGACUGGAAGUCACUGUGAGACAGUGGAAAUGCAGAGGAUCACUACAUUGCAACAAUUGACCAGAAUUAUAAAGCCAUAUCUCUUCUGUUCAACUUUUGCAGUAAUGAAACUGAAGCACUGUUUAGGCCUACACUGCAACAAAAAAAGAACGGGCAGAGACACGAGUUUAGAGAAGACUCUAAACUAAGUGAAAUGUGCAGAGGACAAAACCGCAGGCAACGGAUGAAGAGAACAGUAUUUCCAGAAAGCAGGUUAACUGUCAAAUAUUUCUCAAAAGAAGGACAUUUUAGAGAGUGAAGAUGACAUUUUCCCCCCUACUACAACCGUAUAUGUUACUGCUGCAUCACUAUAGUGAAGUGGUUAGAUGAGACAUCAGCUGAUAAAGUAUAAAAACAUUUUUGGGGGGCAUAAACAAGACUGUAGAAUUGAAUUUAGGAAACGCUGAUGGAACUUUGGACCUUGACCAAAAGCAGUGAAGAGAAGUUGUUGGCUGAUGGGAACAUCUUAUACCAACAUUCUCCCUGGAACUGGAGCUGUUACCCUGACUGGAACCUCCAACCAAUUUCUCUCUAAAGGCCCUCUUAAUCAGGAUUUGAGAUGACAAACGGGUGGCUAGAGCUUUAAGAAUGAUAAUGAUGUUGUCUUCAGUGGGACCAAAAGCUAGCACAAUGACGCAUCCCAUCCCUACACUGACUGUUCUCCCCCCAUCCUCUGACACUGAGUCCUGGUCCCGCUCACCAAGCCCACGACCCCCCAGACGUCAUCACCAGCAACGCCCCCACCGUAUUAGGACCUCCACCAAGUUGAGAAGCAAUAAAGAGAAACAACAGGUGGACUUAUAUGAACAGCAGUUGGUGAAAACACAGGUAGAAGAAGAGGAGCAGGAUGGGGGUCAGAAUAAGAAUGCUAAACAGAGAAGUCCCUUACCUUCCCCUUCUCAAGCCCGGCACAAGGAGAGGGAGGAGUUUGCUAAAGAUGGACCCUCACACGGUCAACUUUUGCCACCAUCUCGCUCGUCUUGGUCGCGUAGCUCAUCGACCAGCCAGCACUCCCGCUGGUCCCUCCGGAGUCUGCUGAGUAGGGACUCUGACGGGGACAGUUGCAGUAAUGGCAGUUUAAAACAGUCAGACAAGAUGACCAUUAGUACAGCCAGUAACUCUCCUCGCAGCACCCCCGGCAGCUCCCCCUCUCUGCGACGGAGAGUCUUGGGUGGUGGCAAAACCAACGAAGCAGGUGAAGGUGGGGGGGAGCGCAGUGGUGGGGGAGGAGGAGGAAGUGGGGGGUUGGACAGUCCACAGACCCCUGCUCCUUCUGCCUCCUCCCUUACUUCUGCCUACCCCCUUGCAUCUCGCCACUUUAGCCGCAAUGCUAAGAAAAUGCAGAGCUGGUACAAUGUUCUCAGUCCCACUUACAAACAACGGAACGAGGAUUUCCGUAAGCUCUUCAAGAAACUUCCAGAGACUGAGAGACUCAUAGUGGACUACUCGUGUGCACUGCAGAAGGACAUCUUGCUCCAGGGCCGUCUUUACCUGUCUGAAAACUGGCUCUGCUUCUACAGCAAUAUCUUUCGCUGGGAGACCACUAUCACCAUCCUGCUGAAGGACGUGACGACCCUGACCAAGGAGAAAACUGCCAAGCUCAUCCCCAAUGCCAUCCAGAUCAGCACUGAUCACGAUAAACACUUCUUCACUUCUUUCGGGGCGAGGGAUCGCAGCUACAUGAUGAUUUUCAGGCUGUGGCAGAAUGCACUAAUGGACAAGCCCCUUUCGCCAAAGGAGCUGUGGCAUAUAGUUCACCAGUGUUAUGGAACAGAGCUGGGCCUCACAAGUGAAGAUGAUGACUAUGUCGCACCCACCACUGAACACAUGAACGGCCUAUUGCCAGGAGAUGAGUCUGUCUCAGACCUUUUGGAUCUUGGCUCUGUAGCUAUGCCCUCCCUGGGUAGCUCUCCCCCCUCCCUGGUGCCCUGUGAGGCUGCCAUCCCGCUUUUGGCCAGUGCUGGGGGCUCCUUCCCCCCUAGUAUGGUCUCUCCCUGUCUGCCUUUGGAGCUCCCCCUCUUGGCAGGGCGCCAGUUGAGCGCAGACCCCCUGGAGCCAUAUCCCCCCAGUUCUCAAAGCUCGCUUCCCCCCACCCACACAAGCUCUGCCCCCACCUCUACCACCACCUCUUUUAAUGUGGAGGAGGGUGGGGACAGCUUGUCCGAGUCGACCAAUCACAUGUUGCCCCCUUCAGCCACCAGUCUGGGAAACCUCUCGUCAUUGGACAUCACUAAUGACGAGGAACUUCCCACUGACCCUAGCAACUCUUCUGACACACAGGAAGAAAGUGAGGUGGAGUCGUUCUGUGCUGACCUGAGCGGGCGGCUGCACAUCAACAGGGCAGUGCACAUCAGUGUAGACAAGCUCCACGACCUGCUCUUCUCCGCCGAUACACACUUCAUCCAGCACCUUUUUUCCCAGCGCCAUUUCACAGACCUGUCAGUGGGGGAGUGGCAGCAGGACAUCAGCAGUGGGAACACCAGGCGGGUGCUUAGCUACACCAUCGCCAUCAACAACCCACUAGGACCGAAGACCGCCCCUGUGGUUGAGACCCAGACAUUGUAUAAGAGCAGUGCACGUGGAGAGUGCUUUGUAGUUGACUCUGAGGUCAUCACCUCAGGUAUUCCCUACCAGGACUACUUCUACACUGUCCACAGAUACUGCCUCACCUCAGUCAACAAGCACAAAAGCCGUCUCAGGGUGUCUUCAGAUAUCUGCUACAGGAAGCAGCCGUGGAGCCUAGUCAAGGCCCUGAUAGAGAAGAACACCUGGAGUGGCAUCGAGGAGUAUUACAGACACAUGGAGAGUGAGGUGUUGAAGCUGGAAACCCUCCUUCAGUCGGAAGUGACUGUCGUAACCACUGGUGAGGCGGUGGGGGCUGACGCAGCCAAGACCCCCCCGGCACUGCGCCGGCGCAAACGCACCUGCUCCAGAAGGCAGGUUGAACGAGAGAGGGAAGGAGUGAAUCUUGGAGGGAUUGGAGAGGAGAGGGACAGGAGAGAAGCUGGUGGACAGUAUCUGAGGCUAGGAGAAAUGUCACACGGAGGUGGAAACAGCGGCGUCUCCACCAUUCUGCUCAUCGUCAGCUUCAUUCUGGUGGUGUUAGUGGCUCUGAACAUGCUGUUAUUUUACAAGCUGUAUGCCCUGGAGAGGGCUGCCCACACACUGGAGACAUGGCAUUCAUACUCCCUGAGUGAUAGCCCACUGCCCCAGUCUGCAGGAGAAUGGGCCCAGGUGCUGCAGCUACAGAGACAGUUCCACCAGGCGCAGCUCAGCAAAUGGCAACAGAUACUCCAGUCCUCAGUCACCUUGCUAGACCAGAUGAAGCAGUCAUUGGAAAAGCUCCAUCAAGGCAUCGUCACUCCAGAGGUUCAGCAGGACGUCUCCUCAGAUGCUCCCACAGACUCUUUCACCGAGCAUUGAGCCUGCCUCAGCCACCCUCUCCCCUGUACCCAGAAAAGAGUCCAGUUAGUCAUAGUAUAGAGAAGAAAACUAUGGGGGGGGAGAUGUGGCAUGAGGGAGAGAGUCAGUCAAUCAUAGACACCGUCUCACACUUUUUGGCUCUGCCCUACAUUCCCUCCUUUGAACUAAAACAGAACUUGACUGAGUAUAUAGAAGGGGAGGUCAUGUAUGAACUACCUGGGUUUGGCCUGAAAGACUUGUAAAGGUAUAACACAUUUUUCCACAACCUUCAGGACUAUAGCAAUAACACGCAGUGAAUGGAGAGCCAACCACGUGUACUGUCUGUCCUGGGCUACAGGAGGGAGAGUUUCCACUGUCCUCGGUCCUUGAACUCCUCACACCAUACCAAUCUUCAGUUUACGAACCAGCUUCCCAUUGAGUUGAACUGCAUUCAAAGCCAACUGACUCAACUUGAAACUAACUUAAUUUCAACAUGGAUAUUUUCUCAGUCUCAGUCCAUUUCAUUGUGACCCAGAGCAGGAUGAACAAAAACAUAUUUUUUUGUAUCUGGGUGGAUAGCAUUUACUUGGCAGUGGAGGACAUACUAGUCCUGGUAGUAGUAGGUUUCCUGGCCUCAAGUUAAAGCCGUUGGCUGGGGAGUAGGUUCUCGUUUGGUGAUUCCCCCCAUGCCUCCAAAGACCAGGAGGAUUAUAUCUUGUUACCAGCACUGACAUGAGACAGAUCCUUUCAAUCUUGUUUUCCUCAUCCCUCUUUCUCAUUCUCUUGAUUUUUCUUUUUUGUUUCAAUGGGGAUUUUUCUCAACAUAAACUCCAAGACCACAGGAACACUCAUCUUACACUCCCUCUGCAAUUUUAAUGUCUAUUGUGUGAUUGGAUUGUUUGGAAAGUGAGAGAGCAAGUGCAGCAUAGGACUGCAUUAUUUAUUACUUUUGUUUUCAGAAAGUCACGUCCUGCUUGCAAUAAUAAUAAUUAAGGUUGUAUUUUUUUUUUUUUUUGUGCUCUGUUACUGUUCAGCACGGACCAAGAAAGAGCAAAAUGAUUGUCUAAAUGAUGGCGAUCAGAGCAAUAAUGACAGAACAGUGAUUCUAGCACUCUUUGAAUGUUAAGUAAUAUGUAGAGUAGUAGUAAUUGUAGGGGGUGCAUGCGUGUAUGUGUCUAUCUUGUAGCAAUAGAGUCCUCAGUCAAAUAUUACAUUUGGUAUUAUUUUU
This is a messenger RNA of Osmerus eperlanus (European smelt), 4869 nucleotides long. It is a transcript of the gene gramd1a, whose product is annotated as GRAM domain containing 1A. The coding region runs from base 828 to 3662 and encodes 944 amino acids. Gene Ontology annotation, molecular function: cholesterol transfer activity; cholesterol binding. Gene Ontology annotation, cellular component: endoplasmic reticulum-plasma membrane contact site; plasma membrane; endoplasmic reticulum membrane. The transcript has 22 exons. Lineage: Eukaryota; Metazoa; Chordata; Actinopteri; Osmeriformes; Osmeridae. Gene Ontology annotation, biological process: intracellular sterol transport. The record is from RefSeq and is a predicted model, not a curated record.